CGCACCACCACUCAGUUGAACAUUGCACCACGCGCGGACCGCGUCGCGCCAUCGCCACGCUCACGAACUAUGUGCAUCCGAAUGAAACGAUCUGUGAUAUAGUGUUAAGUUUCAUGUAAAUUAAGUGCUAGAAGUAACUAAAGUAUCCGACAGAAUGAUGACUGAUAAAAUAUCGAUUUGCAUACUCGUUAUAUUCGCUUUCCCAGCAAUACAAUGCAUAUCAGUAGUAGGUCCAAAGGUUUUAAGGCCAUAUAGUGCAUACACGGUGGCUCUAGCCGGGGGCUCCCGCGCACACACGCUCUAUGUAGCGGUGGAAGGAAGACGUGCCAGUGGAGAGCAGUUCAAUCAGGGCAGAGAGGUGCAGAUACCUGCCGCGUCCUCUCGACUCGUUGAACUUGAUAUAGAGGAUCCCGGCCCGGGGCAGUACUCGCUGGUGGCACGUUCGACCUCGGGACCGCUAUUCUCAUCGUCGGCGCCGUUGGUGUACCAACCGCGCAGUUUUUGCGUCUUCGUACAGACCGACAAGCGCGUGUACCAGCCCAGUGACACCAUUAACUUCAGAGUCGUCGCCUUGGACAAAUAUCUUUUACCGCUCACUGACAAUGUGGACAUUAGCAUACUGGACGCAGGAGGGUCCCCGGUGCGACAGUGGGCCGGCGUGGCCUUGGACCGCGGCAUAAUUACUGAUGAAUUAAUGCUCGCUGAUGAACCCGCCCUUGGAGAAUGGACUAUCCAGGUGGAGGUGCGUGGGCAGACGUACUCGCGCACCGUGCUGGUGGCCGACUACGUGCUGCCCAAGUUCCAUAUGGAGAUGACCAUGCCCAAGGAACUGCUGUUCAGCGAAGGACGAUUCACCGUUAACGUCACCGCCAAACACUUCAACGGACUACCCGUGCGGGGCGAACUAACGCUCUCCGCGUACGCCGUAUUCUUCUCUGGCUUGCUGCAGCCAGUAGCCAGCUCACCCACCAGGAAGGUGGUAGACAUCAAUGGGAAUGUAGAAGUGACGUAUGAUCUUAAAACUGAUCUUGACCUUGCCGAGGACGCAGCGAGACCGCUCGUAGUCGAAGCUGUAUUGGAAGAAAAAGAUACUUUGAUACGACAGAACAUAUCUUCAAGAAUAUUGCUGUUAAGGAGUCCGUAUAGACUGAAGGUUACUGCGCCGGAUUACUUCAAGCCGACGCUGCCUUACGUUGUUCAGAUCGAGCUAGUACUGCCAUCGGGAGAAAUCUUCGAGAGUGACGAGGACAUCAGUGUGGAGCGUUUGUGGGAUGACGGCGCUCCGGUGAACGUGACUACCCUUAAGCUGAACAAAGGCCGCGCCCUCUACACCUUUGUACCUGACGCCGCUCACGUCAACUCCACGCUUAAUUUAGUUGUGAAAUACAAAGAAGUGUCGGAGCGAGUGGUGAACGUACAGAGAAAUGACUAUUCCGGCGGUCAGUUUUUCACUAUGGAGAUUCUGACGAGCAACACGUCUAACGGUGACGAGAUGCGCGCGCGCAUCACCGCCACCGAACCCAUGGACCUGGUGCACUACGUAGUCAUCGGGCGCGGCGACAUACUCGCUGCGAAGACUUUAGAACUGAGUCCGGCGCGUCGCAGCGUGGACGUCUCGGUGGAGACGUCGUGGCGCAUGGCGCCGGGCUGCGUGCUGGCGGCGUGGUAUCCGCGCCUCGACCCCGCCAACGCGCUGCUCGCCGCCGCGGUGUACGUGCCGCACAACGACUUAUUGCAGCAUACGGUGUCUCUCUCGCCCGUGGCCACGAACGGCAUCAACCCGAAGCCGAACAGCCUGGUGGAGCUGCGCGUGACGGGCGCGGCGGGCGCGCGCGUGGCGCUGCUCGCGCACCCCGCCGGCGCCGCGCGCGCGGGGCUCGCCGCCCGCGACGGCAGCGGCAGCGGGCUCACGCUCACCGCGAUCGAACGAGAAGUAGAAAGUUUCAGCGGGUUAAAACAUUCCGUGUUCAAAAACGAAGACCAUCUUCCUGCUAAGGGCUUAGACUUAGGAGGUUAUUCGUUUUCUGACGUGUUCGAGAAUGCAGGAGUUGUGAUAUUAACCGACGGUGUUGUCAUCAAAAAUACUGAAGAUGAGUCCGGCGCGCGCGGCUCGGUGGAGACGGGCACGCGCGCGCCGCUGGCGGGGCCGUACGCGUUCAGCCGCCUGCCGCCGCCGCCCUCGCCGCGCUACUACCUCACGCUCGCGCCGCGACCCACCUGGACCCUCGCCAACUUCACCAUCGGAAGCGACGGCAAAGGCUCCAAAGAGGUUUGGACUCCUACCACGACGGGAGAAUUUAUAGUGGGAGGGUUCGCAGUACAUCCCACUCUAGGACUGGGCCGGGCUACUCCACAGAACUUCACCACGUCAGUGCCAUUGUCGAUGACCGCCGAGCUGCCCACCAUCUUACAGAAGGGAGAAACUAUAGCAGCUAUCAUUAUCCUGACGACUACGCUGGCUGUCGACACGAGCGUUGAAGUCACUUUCUACAACAGCGAUCAGUAUUUCGAAUUCGAACCUUUGGAGAAUGAAGUCGAAUCUGCUAAAAAGAUCGAGUUGUUCCGUCGCGUGCGCGUGACGGUGCCGGCGCGCGGCUCGACCAGCACCGCGUUCCUCGUGACGGCGGUGCGCACCGGCGAGGCGCCCGUCAUCGUCGAGGCCAGCGGCAACGGACUCUCGGACUCGCUCUUCCGCACCAUCGAUGUUAAAGACGGAUACGAAGAAGAUCUGUACGCAUGGGGCCUGCUGGACGCGCGUCGCGGCGUGUCCCGCGCGAACGUGUCGCUGUCGGUGCGCGGCGGCGUGCGCGCAGGCGCGGUGUCGCUGUGCGCGGCGGGCGAGCUGGUGGCGGGCGCGCUGCGAGCGAGCCGCGCGGCGCCCGCGCCCGCCGCCGACCCGCCGCACGCGCUGCGCCCGCUCGCGCUCGCCUGCGUGCUGCUCGACUAUCUGCAGGCUACACACCAAGAAGAAUCGUCAAUAACGAAAGAAGCUCGCGCUUUGGCAUCCGUUGGUUACCAGCGACUGAUGGCAUACCGACGAAAGGAUGGCUCAUUUGCCGCCGAAAUGGACAGUGAAGUGGAGGGCGAUGUGUGGAUGACGUCGCAGGCGGUGCAGUGGAUGUCUCGGUGCGCGCGGCACGUGGCGGUGUCGCCGGGCGCGCGCGCGUCGGCGCGGUGGCUCGCGCAGGCGCAGCGCCCCGACGGCUCCUGGCCCGCGCCGCCCGCGCGCACGCGCAACGACCCGCGCGCCGCGCAGCCGCUCACGCUCGCCGCACACGCACUCAUCGCUCUCAACUAUGUCAAGAGCAGCGAGCCGCAGUACAAGGAGAACGUGGACAAGGCGGCAGAGUUCCUGGUGUCGCAGGCAUCGUCGGCGCCGGACGCAUACUCGCUGGCGGUCACGUGCGCAGCGCUUGCCGCCAACAACAACCCCAACUUCCUCAACGCACUACAGCUCAUGGACAAGUACACCAACUCAUCAGGACCCGGUAUAUUCUGGUCACGGCAGCUAUCAGGCUCGGAGUGGCGCAACCCCUGGCUGCACGGCAACAGCCUGGACGCGCAGACGGCGGCGUGGGGCGUGCGCUGUCUCGUGGCCGCGCGCAAGACCGACGAGGCCGUGCCUGUGGUCCGCUACCUGCUCGAAGCCUACCAGCCGUACGAUCCAGAUCCUGAAGUGGUGGACUCGUUAGCCCUGUUCAGUCAAACAGUGCGCGAGACAGUGAAGCUGCGCGUGUCCGUGAACGUGAGCGGCUCGGAGGAGGCGCGACAGUUCCAGAUCGGAGACAACAACGCGCUCAUCAUACAGUCGCAACUGAUCCGCAACAGUUUGUCAGCGACGGCAGUUACUGAGGGGCGCGGAAUAGCUCUGAUCGGUUUGUCAGCUAAGGGCAGCACCAACGUCACCGCGCCGUGGCCGCGGUACACGCUCGACCCCAGGGUCGACCAGGUCUCCACUAAGGAUCGACUCCAGCUGUCUAUUUGCUAUGGAUUUGUCGCGGCAGGCAACGACUCUGAGAGCGGAUUGGCGUUGCUGACGGUACAGCUGCCAUCUGGAUUCCUUGCAGACAUAAACACCAUCACAGAACUAACGUCGGUGCGGCACGUGUCGGCGGCGCGGGUGUCGCUGGGCGGCGCGCGCGUGCUGGCGUGGGUGCGCGCGGCGCGUGCCGAGCGGUGCGUGACGCUGGCGGCGCCGCGCGCGCUGCCCGCCGCCCGCCAGCGCGCCGGCUGGGCCACGCUCACCGACCUCUACGAUACCAGUCACCGUGCACGCGCGUUCUUCCACGGCGUGCCGAGUUCUGCGUGCGACGUGUGCGCGGCGUGGGCGUCGUGUGCGCGCGCGUGCGGCGCGGCUGCCUCCCGCCGCGCUCCGCCGCCCGCCACUGCGCAUGCGCACGCACUGCUGCCCACCGCCGUCACCACCAUACUCGUCCUCAUUGCACUAAUGCUGCAUAUAUGCCGGAUAUGACUGCCUUGUUCGUAGAGCUGCCAUCUGUCCCACUUCCCCGAAAAUAUAAAUUUCAAGCCGUUGAGGGGUCUAAAAAUAUGUUUCGUAUACACCUACAAGUUAAAAGUUCAUAUAAAUAACAGCUACAUAUUAACAUUACAAAAUUUACCUGGUUUUUAGACCUUUUGAACGAGAGAUAUAAAAAAUAGCAAAUGUUUUUUAUAGCUAGACAUCAGUGACGUAACUAGACCGUAAUGGGUCCGUGGCAAUUAAGCGAAUGGUCGGGCCCGUCCUUACAUAAAAAAAUAUUUAUCUAAAUAGUUUUUUUCCCGCAACCAUUUUUUAAGUUCCAAUACACAAAACUUAAUAAAUUUGGCGAAAGUUUGAGGCCCUCUGAUGGCAUUUUGCCCGUCUUGUCACUCUAGUUACGUCACUGCUAAGCAUUAAUAUUCAUUACACCUAAAUAUUGCUGUUAUGACAAAUUGUUGGCGUCAUUAAUUUAAGUUAUUUUAGGACUAAUAAGUACCUAAUUGUGCACAUUGCACUUAUAAUAAGUACCAAGCGCGAACUCAAAUAGACAACGGUCACACGAUACACAUUAAAUAAGGCGGCUCUAAAACAUCAUAGAUUCUAAUAAAUGUUUGCCCACUAAACUGUCGAAAAUUUAAGCCUUAUUAAAUAUAAUUAGAUACCUUAGUAAUUUAACAAUGCCUAUAAACAAAAAAUAUAUAUGAUAUACUUUAUUUUACUAGUCACACAUUAUCAUAAAAUUACAUAAAAUUGUUACGCGAAAUUCAAAUGAACAAAAUAAUAUCGAAUAAUUUUAUGUGCCUACAGCAAAGUGUUGCACUUAUGUAUACGCCUAAUAUUUGAUAGAUUUUAAAUUAUUAAAAAGGAUAUUUUGUAAUUUAUAAGUAAAUGCUUCUCGAAAUAAGAUCAAUAAAGAGCCUAACUACUAA
Molecule: messenger RNA, 5409 nt
Organism: Manduca sexta (tobacco hornworm)
Lineage: Eukaryota; Metazoa; Arthropoda; Insecta; Lepidoptera; Sphingidae
Product: CD109 antigen
Exons: 26
Coding region: 155-4471 (1438 amino acids)
Cellular component (GO): extracellular region
Molecular function (GO): endopeptidase inhibitor activity
Source: RefSeq, a predicted model, not a curated record